Messenger RNA from Ilex paraguariensis (yerba mate), 312 nucleotides. The record is from the annotation of a GenBank genome assembly. NCBI's taxonomy places the organism in Eukaryota, Viridiplantae, Streptophyta, Magnoliopsida, Aquifoliales, Aquifoliaceae.
AUGGGAUUCCUUCGGUGGCCAAAACCCAGUUCCACCACCAACUCAACCACCAGUUCCGUGGCUGAAACAAACUCACCACCCAACUGUUGCUGCCUAUCCAAACUCCUAAGAAAGCUAAAGAAACACAAGCGAAUGCUGCGGUCCACCAGCCGACAAGCAUCAUUCCAAUGCCGCUAUGACCCUCUCAGCUAUUCCCUAAACUUCGACACUGGUGGCUGUGGUAGCUUUUUGGAUGAAGACUAUUAUCAGUUUUGUGCUUUUUCAUCAAGGUUUGUUGCAACCCCAAGACAAGAAAUGACUGUCCAAGCCUAG